Molecule: messenger RNA, 12588 nt
Organism: Coregonus sp. 'balchen'
Lineage: Eukaryota; Metazoa; Chordata; Actinopteri; Salmoniformes; Salmonidae
Source: the annotation of a GenBank genome assembly
ACAACCACAAUGGCUUUCCAUUUAAAACUGGACAACACAUAAACAGUGAAUAACAUACAAAAGGAGCGAGAGUUGAUCCUCCACUUUCACAGUUAUGAGCAUGGCGGACUCAGAUGUCAACAUGACAGACUCUGAGGUCAAUGUGACUGACUCAGAGCUCCACAUGGAGUGUGUGGAGGAGGAUCUGACGCCGUGGCAACAGCAACCAGAAGAGGAAAUGGAAGAAACAAGCAAGGGUCCCAGUAAAGGUGAGUGUGCUGUGUGCAGACUCAAUGUAACCUGCCUCCCUGGGUCAUGUCAUUCUGUAUGUUUUGGGACUCAAUUCACAUAUGCAACAGUUUCAAAAUAGACAACUGUAAAUGGUGAGUCUGUAUUAUCAGUAUCAUUGUCAUAUUCUAUCGUCAGUUCAUGGUUCUUUAAAUCGCCUUCCCAGUACCAGCACCUCAAGAUGACACUUCAGUGAUACCCCUCAACGAUGGCAGUAGCAUCACAACCAAACCCAUGCCUGCCCUUGGUGAGUGCUCUGGCAUGGUACACUAUAUAUAUCAAAGUAUGUGGACACCCUUUCAAAUUAGUGGAUUUGGCUAUUUCAGCCAAAGCCGUUGCUGACAAGUGUAUAAAAUCGAGCACACAGCCAUACAAUCUCCAUAGACAAACACUGGCAGUAGAAUGGCCUUACUAAAGAGCUCAGUGACUUUCAAUGUGGCACCAUCAUAGGAUGAUGCAACCUUUCCAACAAGUCAGUCCAUCAAAUGUCUGCCCUACUAGAGCUGCCCUGGUCAACUGUAAGUGCUGUUAUUGUGAAGUGGAAAAGUCUAGUAGCAACAACAGUUGAGCCGCGAAGUGGUAGGCCACACAUGCUCACAGAACGGGACCGCCGAGUGCUGAAGUGCGUAGCAUGUAAAAAUCGUCUAUCCUUGGUUGCAACACUCACUACCGAGUUCCAAACUGCCUCUGAAAGCAACGACAGCACAAUAACUGUUCGUCAGGAGCUUCAUUAAAUGGGUUUCCAUGGCCGAGCAGCCGCACACAAGCCUAAGAUCACCAUUGCCAAUGCCAAGCGUCGGCUGGAGUGGUAUAAAGCUCGCCGCUAUUGGACUCCGGAGCGGUCGAAACGUGUUCUCUGGAGUGAUGAAUCACGCUUCGCCAUCUGGCAGUCCGACAGAUUAAUCUGGGUUUGGCAGAUGCCAGGAGAACGCUACCUGCCCCAAUGCAUAGUGCCAACUGUAAAGUUUGGUGGAGGAGGAAUAAUGGUAUGGGGCUGUUUUUCACGGUUCAGGCUUGGUCCCUUAGUUCCAGUGAAGGGAAAUGUUAACGCUACAGCAUACAAUGACAUUCUAGACUAUUCUGUGCUUCCAACUUUGUGGCAAAAGUUUGGGGAAGGGCCUUUCCUGUUUCAGCAUGACAAUGCCCCCGUGCACAAAGCGAGGUCCAUACAGAAAUGGUUUGUUGAGAUUGGUAUGGAAGAACUUGACUGGCUUGCACAGAGCCCUGACCUCAACCCAGUUGAACACCUUUGGGAUUAAUUAGAACGCAGACUGCGAGCCAGACCUAAUCGCCCAACAUAAGUGCCCGACCUCACUAAUGCUCUUGUGGCUGAAUGAAAGCAAGUCCCUGCAGUGAUGUUCCAACAUCUAGUGGAAAGCCUUCCCAGAAGAGUGGAGGCUGUUAUAGCAGCAAAGGGGGGACCAACUCCAUAUUAAUGCCCAUGAUUUUGGAAUGAGAUGUCCGACGUGCAGGUGUCCACAUACCUUUGGUCAUGUAGUGUAUUAAAACAAAUAUAGGAAUAGGAGGUAACUGCCAAAAUAAAGGAAAUGCCAACAUAAAAUGUCUUAAUAGGGCGUUGGGCCAUCACAAGCCAGAACCGCUUCAAUGCGCCUUGGCAUAGAUUCUACAAGUGUCUGGAACUCUAUUGGAGGGAUGUGACACCAUUAUUCCACGAGAAAUUCCAUAGUUUGGUGUUUUGUUGAUGGUGGUGGAACAUGUUGUCUCAGGAGCCGCUCCAGAAUCUCCCAUAAGUGUUACAUUGGGUUGGGAUCUGGUGACUGAGACGGCCAUGGCAUAUGAUUUACAUCAUUUUCAUGCUCGUGCCCUGUGGAUGGGUCUAUUUUCAUCCUAUGAGGACAUAGCCAUGGUAGCCUAAAUAAUGGCCGUCCAAGCAUUUUUAUACAUGACCCUAAGCAUGAAGCAAUAUUAAUAGCUUAAUUAAUCCAGGAACCACACCUGUGUGCUCCUGAUUGUGCUCCUGAGUGGCGCAGUGGUCUAAGGCACUGCAUCGCAGUGCUAACUGUGCCACUAGAGAUCCUGGUUUGAAUCCAGGCUCUGUCGCAGCCGGCCGCGACCGGGAGACUCAUGGGCGGCGCACAAUUGGCCCAGCGUCGUCCAGGGUAGGGGAGGGAAUGGCCGGCAGGGAUGUAGCUCAGUUGAUAGAGCAUGGCGUUUGCAACGCCAGGGUUGUGGGUUCGAUUCCCACGGGGGGCCAGUACAAAAAAAUAUGUAUUCACUAACUGUAAGUCGCUCUGGAUAAGAGCGUCUGCUAAAUGACUAAAAUGUAAAAUGUAAAUGUGUGGAAGCACCUGCUUUCAAUAUACUUUGUAUCCCUCAUUUACUCAAGUGUUUCCAUUAUUUUGGCAGUUACACGUAUACUUUUGGCAACUGUUUUGACUUCGCUUAUUUUUUUACUUACUGACGUGUAGUCACCGUAGAAUAAAACAUGGUUCAAUGGACACAUGUAACCAAUCGGUGUAAGCCUCAUAGGGAGGAUAUUGACUUUUGCCGAUCUCUGCAGCACCGUUACUACCCAAAGCAAUGGUCUUGACGCAGGCUAUGACUCAAGUGCUGCAGCCUCUUCAGACCGCCAUGCCUCAGAUGCUGCAUAUGCCAACCACUAUGCUGCCUAGCACAGGCAGCACCACUGGCCAGAACAUCAUAUUCACCACACAGGUACGCAGACGAGAGAGAGACAUGUUUGUUCUUCAUCAUAUAUUUCUAUCUGAACCCUCCCCUGAUUGUUGUCAUUAGAUUGCUGCUGAGCAGCGAACGUUUAGGUUGACAACAGUGGACAAGGCAGUGCUUCAUGGACUUGAGUUUUUCUAGAGGAAUAAUGAGCCUCAAGUCAUUGCUGUGAUCUUUCUCUUUUUGUGGUGCAGAACAUUCAAGGGGCGACACAGACUAUAAGUGCCAAACCGGUAGGAUAUAUCCUGAGUGGCCAGCCCAUCACCGUGCUGCCUGGUGGUAAGUAGCUAACAUUAGACCACUGGAGGUUGGUGGCACCUUAAUUGGGGAGGACAGGCUUGUGGUAAUGGCUGGAUCGGAAUCAGUGGAAUUAUAUCAAAUAGAUCAAACACAUGGUUUCCAUGUGUUUUAUGCCAUUCCAUUCGCGCCGUUCCAGCCAUUAUUAUGAGCCGUCCUCCCCUCAGCAGCCUCCACUGCAUUAGACAUGUCUAUUAUCGUAUCGAUGUCCUGAUAGCUAAUGAAGUAUUUCACAGCCCACCUCAAAACCUAGAAGUAACCACCUUUAGUGGGAUCCAGAGAAAUGUGACAGUGUUUUUCUAUAAUUGUCAUGCAAACUUUGGGUCAUAAUAGAACGGAAACUUAUAUUUUAUCCGGUGGGAAGUGUUUUGUAAAAUGCAAAUAGACAAUAGCUACUGUAUGAUUCCAUUAUUAUUCCAGUGAUUUUUUUGUUGUUGAAUAGAAUAUUUGCUAUAUUCUAGUAAUUGUCAUGUGCCAACAUAUCGCCACAGUCCGUGCCAUGGUGGAACUUGCACUCCUGUAGAGCUGAAAUCAUUGGAUGGUGAAACUUGCAUCCAGCCAACCAGAAAAGCAAGGCUUAGCAAUUUUAGGCAUUCUUGAAAGUCAGGACAAUCCUUGUCCUGCAAAGAAACAUUAUUUUUAUAGUUGAAAAAAUAGAUUUAGCAAGUUGUAGGCAUUUAGAAUUUAAAUGUGGAGUGGAGCUUUAUAGAUAGGCCUUCGUGAUGAUAUCACGUGCCCCACAUACGAUCAAAAUUAUUCAGCAAUACAAAUUUAUUUGGGAAACCGGUUUCCAUCAUCAUUUGUAGAAAUAGACAGUUUGACAAAAGAAAAAUCCACCCCUGUCGAACAGAUACAAAUGUUGUCGAUCUUUAGAACGUUUCUCCUAUAGGUGCCGUUUCCAUUACACUCUUAGCAAUUUUUUUGCAACGUUGCUUUUGUCGAAUAAACCUGUCAAUGAAAACCUGCCUAUUGUGAGCGGCUCUUAACUACUGUCUCUCCUCCAGGCCAGGGAACCCAGCUGCAGCUACCGCCCCAGCAGGUGCUGUCUCAGCCCAGGGGCAGGUCGGCCGCCAGCGGCUUCACCACAGUGCGGAUACCCGUCACCCUCACCAUCCGCACCACCAACGGAGUCCAGACCAUCAGCACUGUGGCCUCCGGCGGGGUCACCCUCUCAUCCUUCCCCGCGGCCCUCCCCACCACCAUCCCAUCUGUCACAGGUAAGGAAGGCUCUAGUCCUUGUGGGCCAUCAGUCUCUCCAAAAGUUGAACACAGGGAUUAUAAGUUAAAUUGCAGUCUCAGCAAAUAAUUGUCAGUAUGAAUUUAAGUCUAGUCUCGUAGAGUAAAGGCCAUAUUUAUUGUUAAAAAACACACCUUCUGAUUUGUGUUAUCUGUGAUGAAUCAUUGCUUUGUCUUGGGACACUAAUCCCACUUUCUUGUGUGUGUAGGGAUUGUGUCAGCCAGUUCUUCAGGUGCAGCAGGAAGCCAUGUUGUGAGCACUGCACCCCUUACCGUCUCACCCAAAAUACAGCAGCAGCCGACCCUGCAACCAGCUCCCAGCAUUACCAGGUCCCCUGCUACCAGUGGUCCGAGCACUGCUCCCUCUCCUAGUGCACCCCUCAGAGGUUAGUAGUCUUUCUUUCCUGUAAUAGCUAACAGAAAUAGGUUGGUACUGCAUUCAUCUUUCAGAUAUUACUACAUUUACAUUUACAUUUUAGUCAUUUAGCAGACGCUCUUAUCCAGAGCGACUUACAGGAGCAAUUAGGGUUAAGUGCCUUGCUCAAGGGCACAUUUACGUCAUUUAGCAGACGCUCUUAUCCAGAGCGUGUAGCCUGUAGUUUUUCUCACCACUCCAAACAAGAAAUGAUCCAUACUAAUAGAAUAUCCUAUUGAAGUCAAAGGUAAUUUACCACUGACCAAGUCCCCUGUUGUGUUCUUUGAUUUGGCACAUUAAAUCGUUUUCUUAUCCAGAGUACUGUUGUGUUCCCUUUGCAGUGAUUGCACCAGCCCCCGCCAAGCCUAAGAUGUGCAAGCGCUGUGGAUCUGAGUACAAAUUGGUCAACGCCCUCCGGGGCUUCAUGUGUGUAAGUGUGCCUUAGGUGUACUUUAUACUCUCUUUGGGAAAUGUAUAUAACUUAUUUAGUGGAUUUUUGGGUGACAUAUUCAUAUUAUUAGCCCAGGCCUGACCGUGAAGGACUGUUGUUAAAAGCUUCUCCUGAUAUGGCAAAAUCCUCUGCUAUUAUGACAUCUACCCUAAAAGCUUCCUGUGAAGUAUUUUACACUCUUAUAAUGGUAAUAGAUGUAUGAAUAUUGAUCUUUACCCAACUGGUCCUUCUUACCUUCUAGCUCUGCAGCAAGCAGAUCGCCCUGAGCCUGGAUGCCAUCAAUGCCGUUGCCAAGCUCUCCUCCAAACCCACCAGAUCUUCCAAAUCCAAGUCCAAGUCAUCCAAAGCCACCGCCUCCUCUCCCUCCUCCUCUUCGUCCUUCUCCAAGACCUCCAAGGAGGCCUCCAAGGAGCCACUCACCACGCCGGUGCGACCGGUGUAUGUGGAGGAGGAAGGCAGCCCCAUCCUGGAGGCCGACCAGCAGGGCAAGCUCAUUAUGCUGGUGGAGGACUUCUACUACGGCGUGGACAAGGGCCGCAACCUGAGUGGCGCACCAGUGGAGAAGCCGCCGGGCAUCUUCAAGUGCAUCCACUGCGAAAAGACACUGAAGACUAACAUCAAGUGAGUGGUGGAGUGUGGGAAACAGGAAUUCAUGUUGUUUUUAAACGAUUUAUGUUUUGUUGAAUUGACUGAAAUCUUCCCCUCACACUCUUUGUCCUUCAUCUUCCACCUCUCCUCCUCUCUUCCAGGCUGAUGAACCACAUGCGUCACCACGUGGAGAUGACGGCGCAGCAGAACGGUGAGGUGGACACGCACACCGCCUGCCAGCACUGCUUCCGCAACUUGGCCACGCCCUUCCGCCUGCAGUGCCACGUGGAGAGCGUCCACAGCCAGUUGGAGUCCACCGGUGAGUACUAGCUCGCUCCCCACUCGCCCACCAACAAGUCAGUGUCAUACCACAUAGUCGCUAAAAGAAAGUGAAUCUAUCAGCACUUGCCAUCCCAACAACAUUCUACCACGCACCCACACAGUCAAAUCACAUUGAAUCAGCACUGGGUGCUGAAAUAUAUUACCUUGUUGGGAAUUGGGUGAAUUUAAGAGGGAUACAGACAUUUCGUUGCCACUCUAGGAAACAGUCACUCUUAUCCAGCGUGACGUUCAGUAAGUGCAUACAGCAAGAGGACUGAGCACUUUGAAUGCUUAUGUGACACACUGGCUUUUUUUCUGUGUUCAUCACAGCUAAGUGUAAGAUCUGCGAGUGGGCAUACGAGAGCGAGCCUGUCUUCCUGCAGCACAUGAAGAGCACCCACAAACCGGGAGAGAUGCCCUACAUUUGCCAGGUAAACGUUGCCCACUUGGUCAUUACUAAUACCGUCUCUUCCACUCACCCUCCUUUCACACACCGAAUCUCUCUGCACCCUUUUCUCUUUUACUUUCACUCUCCGUUAAUCACUUGAGAGAGCUGUUUUAUUACACAAUUUAACUUCAGUGUGAACUUCAAGGCUAAGCCUAAAUGUCCAAACCAAGUCCAUAUAUUCAGACGCAAUGUCCUGUCCUGUCCUGGGGGAAAGCUCACUAUAUCAACAUGUCUCCUAAUGCAAUUCACCCUUAAAAUGGUUUCAAUUGCUCCAUUGCACCCCCCUCCUCUUCCUCUUUGUGAAGGUGUGCGACUACCGUUCGUCCCUGUAUGUGGACGUUUUCGCCCACUUCCGUGAGGUCCACAACGGCACGGCCAAUCUGCUGUGCCCCUACUGCCUCAAGGUGUUCCGCUCCAGCAGCAACUACCAAAACCACUACAGCCGCCACCAGGUAAACCCAAUGAGGCUACAUCUUCGGCCAUUGUCAGCCAGUCUAUUCCACUCCAUUUUCUUUCAGAAACCCAUUUGCCUCCUUGUGUUUUUAUUCCUAUGUGUUUGUGUGCAGAAAAAAACAGUGUUUCAAUGCGACCGGUGCCGGCUGCAGUUCCUCUUUGCCAAGGACCGGGCGGAGCACAAGGUGCAGUACCACAAGACCCACCUCAAGCCAUGGCAGCUGGAGGGCCUGAAGCCUGGGACUAAGGUGAGGAGUGUGUGUGUAUGUACAGUGCAUUCGGAAAGUAUUCAGACCCCUUCACUUUUUCCACAUUUUGUUACGUUACAGCCUUAUUCUAAAAUUGAUUAAAUUGUUAUUUUUUCUCCUCAUCAAUCUACACACAAUACCCCAUAAUGACAAGGCAAAAACAGGUUUUUAGAAAAUUUUGCUAAUGUAUUCAAAAUAAAGAAUGGAUAUCACAUUUACAGAAGUAUUCAUACCCUUUACUCAGUACUUUGUUGAAGCACCUUUGGCAGUGGUUACAGCCUUGAGUCUUCUUGGGUAUGAAGCUUGGCACACCUGUAUUUGGGGAGUUUCUCCCAUUCUUCUCUGCAUAUCCUCUCAAGCUCUGUCAGGUUGGAUGGGGAGCGUCGCUGCACAGCUAUUUUCAGGUCUCUCCAGAGAUGUUUGAUCGAGUUCAAGUCCGGGCUCUGGCUGGGCCACUCAAGGACAUUCAGAGACUUGUCCAGAAGCCACUCCUGUGUUGUCUUGGCUGUGUGUUUAGGGUUGUUGUCCUGUUGGAAGGUGAACCUUCACCCCAGUCUGAGGUCCUGAGCGCUCUGGAGCAGGUUUUCAUCAAGGAUCUCGCUGUACUUUGCUCCAUUCAUCUUUCCCUCGAUCCGGACUUGUCUCCCAGUCCCUGCUGCUGAAAAACAUCCCCACAGCAUGCUUCACCGUAGGGACAUGACGCUUGGCAUUCAGGCCAAAGAGCUCAAUCUUGGUUUCAUCAGACCAGAGAAUCCUGUUUCUCAUGGUUUGAGUCCUUUAGGUGCCUUUUGGCAAACUCCAAGCAGGCUGUCAUGUGCCUUUUACUGAGGAGUGGCUUUCGUCUGGCCACUCUACCAUAAAGGCCUGAUUGGUGGAGUGCUGCUGAGAUAGUUGCCCUUCUGGAAGGUUCUCCCACCUCCACAGAGGAACUCUGGAGCUCUCUCAGAGUGACCAUCGGGUUCUUGGUCACCUCCCUGACCAAGGCCCUUCUUCCCCGAUUGCUCAGUUUGGCCGGGCGGCCAGCUCUAGGAAGAGUCUUGGUGGUUCCAAACUUCUUCAAUUUAAGAAUGAUGAAGGCAACUGUGUUCUUGGGGACCGUCAAUGCUGUAGAAAUGUGUUGGUACCCCUGUCCCUCGACACAAUCCUUUCUCAGGGCUCUACGGACAAUUCCUUCAACCUCAUGGCUUUCUUUUUGCUCUGAAAUGCACUGUCAACUGUGUGACCUUAUAUAGACAGGUGUGUGCCUUUUACAAAUAAUGUCCAAUCAAUUGAAUUUACAACAGGUGGACUCCAAUCAAAUUGUAGAAACAUCUCAAGGAUGAUCAAUGGAAACAGGAUGCACCUGAGCUCAAUUUCUAGUCUCAUAGCAAAGGGUCUGAACACUUAUGUAAAUAGAGUAUUUGUUUUUUAUUUGUAAUAAAUUUGCUAAAAUGUCUAAACCUGUUUUCGCUUUAUUAUGGGGUAUUGUGUGUAGAUUGAUGAGGAAAAAAGUUACUUUAAUCACUUUCAGAAUAAGGCUGUAACGUAACAAAAUGUGGAAAAAGUCAAGGGUUCUGAAUACUUUCCGUAUGUGUGCAAGUGUGAGUGAUUGCUUGAAUGUGAUAUUUAAGCAAUUUGGCCUGAGGGGGUGUGGUAUAUGGCCAAUAUACCACGGCUAAGGGCUGUUAUUAUGCUUGACUCAACGCGGAGUGCCUGGAUUCAGCUCUUCGCCGUGGUAUAUUGGCCAUUUAGCACAAUUCCAAGGUGCCUUAUUGCUAUUAUAAAACUGGUUACCAAUGUAAUUAGAGCAGUAAAAAUAUGUUUUGUCAUACCCGUGGUAUAUGGUCUGAUAUACCACGGCUGUCAGCCAAUCAGCAGUCAUCGCUCGACCCACCCAGUUUAUAAAUCAGCAUUUUUGUCUGUACUUUCUCAGUGAUGGGAAAGUCUAUUGCUGUGUGAUUGUUAUGCGUUUUCCCUGUGCAUAAUGGGAAUACUAGUAAUGUAUAUUAAUAGAGUGGUCUAAGAAUAUUUCUCUGUGCUCCAGGUGACCAUCAGGGCCUAUGCGCUGCAGGGCAAGCAGCACUUCCAUCAGGAAUCUUCUGGCCGGGGAGACCUCCGGCCCUCCAAAGUGAUAGACGUUCCGUCUGCUCCCCAAAAACCUGAGCCCAAGAAGAAGUCUGUCGAGAGCCUGAUGAAGCUGCUCACUAAAUUCCAGAUGAGGUAGAAGAGGGUUAACGUUUUUCCCCCUGAGUUGAUUGACUUGAAAUGGAAUUGACUCCAAGCUUUAUUCAGACUCAAUUGAGUUUAAAUAAAUACUGUAAACAAAGUGUUUAGCUUUGCCGUAUAGUAAAACUGUUGACAAUUUAUCAUUUAGAGCAGGGUUCUAGGAUGCUGCAGAUAGAAAUGGAAUAUGUAAAAUGGGAAGCUUGGAAAUUCCAUUGCUGUGCACUAUGGGUAACCUGCCUCUACCUUCAUUUCACCUCCUUCCCCACAGUGCAUCGCUGGCCCAACAGAACUGCAUGGAGUGCAUCUUUAAGAUUCCCGACUUUGCCAACCACUUCCCCACCUAUGUCCACUGCUCCUUGUGUCGUUACUGCACCUGCUGCUCCCGCGCCUACGCAAACCACAUGAUCAAGUGAGUGACGUUGCUCAACACCUCACACUCAAGAUUUUAAUGUAAAGAUUUCCCAAAUUAUUUAUUCCAUCAUAGAGGGUCAUUGAAAUUAUAUGGGCUUGGAGAAAGGUGUAUGACACAUGUUUUCUGUCUCUUUUCACUUGAAGUAACCAUGUGACUCGCAAGAGCACCACCCAAUACCUGGCCAUGUACGAGUCAUACCCAAGGUAACAAUCAUUUCUUCAGACAAUUUUUUGAGGAGUAUUUAACUGAAUGUAGUGUGUUUUAAUACGGACUGUUCUAAACCCUCUGUUGGUCCCAUUUCAGAAUCGAUGAGAUGAGGUGCACAUCAUGUAACUACAAGACCAAGGUGGGAGAUAUGAUGGCCAACCACCUGGUGGAUCACCCAGACCAUGAUGCUGCUAGCUUCAGCAAGCUGGAGGUGGAAGGUAAUUAUUUACAUUUGUCAUUUACCAGACGCUCUUAUCCAGAAGGACUUACAGUAGUGAGUGCAUACAUUUUCAUACUUUUUUCGUAUUGGUCCCCCGUGGGAAUCGAAUCCACAAUCUCUACCAACUGAGCCACACGGGACCAUAAAUGCAAUGUUUUGAGUUCCACCUUCUGAUAUAAGUAUCUUUGUAUAAGGUCAAACCUUUCUAUACGACAACCUUUUAUGUUUUUUUUCUUUCCAUCCAGAUGUUCCUGAGGAGGCUUUUCAAAGGUAUUUAAUAUCUUCUUACAUAUUGAGUGAAAUUACUUACUGUUGGGACAGAACUGGAGUUGGCUCUCAAGUCUAGUUACACUUUGGUUGCACUGUGACUCUCCAUUGCUGCUUUAUCAAAUGUGUGUCAAUGACUGAACUUCCUGAAAACUGUAAUAAUGAACAUGUUUGCUUCUUUUCAUUCCUCCUGUAGCUUUGUCAUUACGGAAAUCAACUCGGGUCAAGGAGGGUCCUUUGUGCCCAUCCAUCUGCUACCAGCUGGCAAUAGUUCCACCCAGCUCUCUAUCAAACCGCUCCUAUCCUCCAAGCCCAGCAUGACUAUCACGGUCCUUGGUCCUAAUAAAACCAUGCCCUCCACUGCUGCAUCCAAAGGUGUCUGGACAACCCCCAAGGUCGGAGGCUUGGGCCAUGUGAUGGAACCACAGGCAGUGGAGUCCCAUGGGUCCGAGGGGUUGAGCAACGGAGAGCUGUUCCAUGGAGGAGAGGCCAGGAUGGGCAAAUCCAGGAAAGAAGGGGCAACCAAAUUGACAGUGCACCAGCUGAAGGUGUUGCUCUACGCCCUGUGCAGCAGCUUCCCCCAGGCGUCCCUGCGCUUUGGCACCCAGCCAGAGCUCAUCCAGGACUGGAUGCUGCAGCAGGAGAUCCAGCGCCUCCAGAAGGACUGGAUCUGGAGCACGGACCGCAUCGCAGAGUGGGUGAUGUGCCAACGGGAGCAGCAGCUGCCAGUCACAGAGGAAAACCUGCUCCAGACAGCCACGCAGGCCUUGGAGGAGUCGCACGAGAUCGGUGAGUUCUACGAGUGGGCCGUGGAGUUCAUGCUCCGCCACAACCUCAGCCUACAGGCCACCUGCUCGGCCAAGCGCCCGCUUCCGCGCAACAUCUACGAGAGUGUCCGCAUCUUCACUCGCUUUGUCUGCAAGCAGGUCAAAGAUGUCGGUUUCCGGCCGCCUUCAAUCGGAUGCAUCGACGAGCUCUCUGUGUUCCUGGACCUGGAUAAGCUCAAGACGAGCCCUGAGGCGUUCCAGUUGAUCGGCACCGGAGAGCCCCUGAUAGAGGUGGUCCUAGCAGGGCUGGCCGAUGGCACCAUGCUGCCCACCAUGGUGUUCCUCAAAGGCAACCCUCCACACCUCCAGAAGGCCAUCCCGGACUCUGUCUUCCUGGAGGCGUGCCCGGAGGGCUUUACUGAUGACGAGCGGCUCCAGCUUUGGCUCUCCAAGGUGUGGCAGAAGCACGUGAACCCCCAGGCGGGGGGAAAAGGUCUGUUGAUCAUGGACACUCACCACGGCCACCUGGCCAAUGACUUCCUGGCCGCCCUCAACAGCAGCAACACCCUGCCGGCGGUGAUCCCCAUCGGCUGCUCCUGUCGCCUGCAGCCCCUGGAGCUGUGCGUAGUGCCUGUUAUAAGGGAGUUCCUGCAGGCCCGCUGGUGCGAGAUGCACACCCAGAACGAAGGAGCUGUGGCUCUGGGGCCGGGCGACCUGGCCCUACUGCUGGUGGAAUGUCUGGGUGACGUGUUCUCAUGCUUGGCCACACAGCCCAAGAUCCUCCAGCAGUCCUUCAUGAUGGUCAGCACACCACCACAGGAGGAAGGAGAGGAAGGCCCGGCAGAACUGGUGCAGAGCCUGACCGAGGCUCUGGUCGGGCUUUCGUCGGCAAAGAAGAGCUCUGAAGUGCUAAUGAAAGUGGAGCCAGAGGACAAAGGAGUGGUCUCGGACACUACGUCUGAGUACACCUUGCCCUCGCCGCCACCCAACCCUCAAGCGCUCAAACAAGUGUUUGAGAAGGACAGCGAUCUGGAAUCUUUCCACGGCUUUGAGGAAACUGAGAUUGUUGAUUAUUUGCGGACCCGCACCUCACAGUAG